Prionailurus viverrinus (fishing cat) is the source of this 3755-nucleotide messenger RNA. RefSeq names its product bromodomain testis associated (gene BRDT). Gene Ontology annotation, cellular component: chromatin; nucleus. Gene Ontology annotation, biological process: positive regulation of transcription elongation by RNA polymerase II; chromatin remodeling. The coding region runs from base 615 to 3422 and encodes 935 amino acids. The transcript has 20 exons. NCBI's taxonomy places the organism in Eukaryota, Metazoa, Chordata, Mammalia, Carnivora, Felidae. The record is from RefSeq and is a predicted model, not a curated record.
AGCAGGUCUCCCAUAAAGGCGCCUGUCGCUGCCGGCUAGUGGCCGCCGCCAUUAGGGCGAGAGCUGGCGGCGACGGUCGGUGAAGGACUGCUACCUCGCACCGCUUCAUCUUGUGCAAGCUGGAGGGGACGAUCAGAUAAGGUUUUUUUUUUUACCAAAGGUGACAGAGCCUCUACCUGGAGCAUUGCUUUGGGAUCCGGGCCCUCGGCGGGACCCUGAGUAGGAAACAGCCGUUUUUUUCUCUUCUCCCCUCCCCCAUCAACACUGCGACUGGCGAGGCAGUUGGGAGGCCAUACCGGUGCGUGCGUUGCUGCCCAGGAUGCUCCGGUGUGAGGUACAGAAGAGAGAAGAUUGAGGCUUCAAGGAGACAAUAAGAUCAAGAGAAGAAUUUUUAAGGAGACUUGAGAAAGUGUAUAUGGAGGGAACUUACAGACUUUUCCUGUUAAGACCUCAGUUUGUGUUUUAGAAAGGCAGAAGAAAUACUGUGAAAUUUUAAAUACCUUAAAUCAUCCAAAACUAAGGCAUACAUAAUGAAAGAACUCUUAGUACUUACAUAGAAAAAGGACGUGUAUUUGUAGGCAACAUUGUACUAUCAGUGUUUGACGCAGUUAAGAAUGUCUCUGUCAAGUCGACAAACAGCAAUUGUUAACCCUCCACCACCAGAAUAUGUAAAUACUAAGAAAAAUGGGCGAUUGACAAAUCAACUGCAGUAUCUACAAAAAGUUGUCCUGAAGGCUUUAUGGAGGCAUAAUUUUUCCUGGCCUUUUCAGCAGCCUGUCGAUGCUGUGAAACUAAAGUUGCCUGAUUAUUACACCAUUAUAAAAACCCCAAUGGAUUUAAAUACAAUUAAGAAGCGCUUAGAACAUAAAUAUUAUAUGAAGGCUUCAGAGUGUAUAGAAGACUUCAACAUAAUGUUCUCAAAUUGCUAUUUAUACAACAAGCCUGGAGAUGACAUUGUUCUUAUGGCACAAGCCCUAGAGAAGUUGUUUAGGCAGAAAUUAUCUCAGAUGCCACAAGAAGAACAAAUUAUACGUGGUAAGGAAAGAAUAAAGAAAGGGAUUCAACAUAAUGUAGGAGUUCCUUCUGGUAAAGAAAAACAAUCCCCAAAAGCACUGGACAAAGUAUUUAAGCAGCAAGUGUCCUCUGUAUUUCCUAAGACAUCUAUUUCUCCUUCAAACAUGUCACAAGGUACUCUGUUCAACACUACCUCACAAACAGUGGCCCAAGUUACAAGGGGUGUGAAGAGGAAAGCAGAUACCACGACUCCUACAACUUCAGUAGUUAAAGCAAGUGGUGAAUCUUCCCCAACACUUGCAGAAAAAAAAUCAGUGAAAAUGCCACCUAUGAAAGAAAAUGUGCUGAAGACUGUUUUGCCGGAUUCUCAGCAACUAUGUAAAGUCAUAAAGAGUGUUGAAGUGACCGAACAAUUAAGGCACUGUAGUGAGAUUCUUAAAGAAAUGCUUGCAAAGAAACACUUGUCCUAUGCAUGGCCCUUUUAUAAUCCUGUUGAUGUUAAUGCUUUGGGGCUCCAUAAUUACUAUGAUAUUGUGAAAAAUCCAAUGGAUCUUGGAACUAUUAAGGGAAAAAUGGACAACCAAGAAUAUAAAGAUGCAUAUGAAUUUGCGGCAGAUGUUAGAUUAAUGUUCAUGAAUUGCUACAAGUACAAUCCUCCAGACCAUGAAGUAGUGACAAUGGCAAGAACACUCCAGGAUGUCUUUGAAAUGCAUUUUGCAAAGAUCCCAGAUGAACCUGUUGAGAGUAUGCCUGUAUGCUACAUCAAAACAGAUACCACAGAAGUCCAUGAUAGAGAAAGCAGAAGUGAAGCUUCCUCUGAAGAUAACUCUUCUGGUGAUUCUGAAGAUGAACGAGUUCAACGUCUUGCAAAACUUCAGGAGCAGCUGAAAGCUGUUCAUCAACAGCUACAAGUUCUAUCCCAAGUACCUUUCCGUAAGCUAAAGAAAAAGAAUAAGUCUAAAAGGGAAAAGAAGAAAGAAAAGGUUAAUAACAGAGAUGAAAAUCCAAGGAAAAAGUUUAAGCAAAUGAAAUUAAAGGAAAAGUCUAAAAGCAAUCAGCCAAAGAGGAAACAGCAGGUGUUGGCUCUGAAACCUGAAGAUGAUGCUAAUGCUAAACCUAUGAACUAUGAUGAGAAAAGGCAGUUAAGCUUGGAUAUAAACAAACUCCCUGGAGAUAAACUUGGGCGGGUUGUUCAUAUAAUACAAUCAAGAGAGCCUUCACUGAGAAAUUCCAACCCUGAUGAGAUAGAGAUAGACUUUGAAACACUAAAAGCAUCAACACUGCGAGAACUAGAAAAGUAUGUUGCUGCGUGUCUAAGAAAAAGACCACUAAAGCCUCAUGGUAAGAAGAUAAUGAAGUCCAGAGAAGAAUUUCAAUCACAGAAAAAACGGGAGUUGGAAAAGCGGUUACUAGAGGUCAAUAAUCAGUUAAACUGUAGAAAACGUCAACCAAAAUCUGAGAAGACGCAGUCAUCCAAGGCUGUUGAAAGUGGUUCCCGAUUAAGCGAAAGCAGUAGCAGCAGCAGCAGCAGCAGCGGCAGCGGCAGCGGCAGCAGCAGCAGCUCCUCGGAGACUGAAAGCAGUAGCAGUGAUUCAGGCUCCUCAGACAGCAGUGAUUCUGAAUCAGAAAUGUUUCCUAAAUUUACUGAAGCAAAACAGAAUGAUUCUCCUAAAGAACAAGUAAAGAUACAGUCUUCUGUACAAGAUGAAGCCUCUGCAAAAACUACCCUUUUUUGUCAGACUUCAUAUUCAUGUGAAACACCACCAGAUCACUAUCAGUUAGCAUUUAAUCAUCAAGAAUUAGAACAUUUACACAGUGUGAAAAACAUUUCAUCUUUACAAAUUCUGCCUCCUUCAGGUGAUUGUGAACAACAUUUGAAUGGCCUAACUAUGAUGCAUCAGUCUGGUGAUAAUGACACAACGGUGUUAGAAUCUGAAGGUCCAGUACCUGUGCAGAAGGAUAUAAAGAUCAAGAAUGCAGACUCUUGGAAAAGUUUAGGCAAACCAGUCAAAACAUCAGGUGUACUAAAGUCCUCAGAUGAGCUCUUCAACCAAUUUAGAAAAGCAGCAAUAGAAAAAGAAGUAAAAGCUCGAACACAGGAACUAAUUCGGAAACAUGUGGAACAAAAUACAAAGGAAACAAAAGUAUUGCAAGAAAAUCAGAGGGACCUUGGCUGCAUUCAACAAUCUUUUUCAAAUAAAAUGCAAAACCAGUGCCUUGGAAAAGAGCAGAAAGAACAUCAGCAGUCUUUGGAAACUCAAGAUAAAUACAAACUCUUGCUUCUCAAAGACCGUAAUUUAGCAAGGGAGAAAGAGCAAGAGCGGAGGAGGAGAGAAGCAAUGGCUGGUACCAUUGACAUGACUCUUCAAAGCGAUAUUAUGACAAUGUUUGAAAACAACUUUGAUUAAAACUUUUUAAAUUAACCAUCAGCUUAAAAUGAAUGAUUUAAAAGAUUAAAAUGCAUAUGGUAAAAUGAUUGCUUUCAAACACCAGGAUACCAAUCUUAUAUUGUAUUUUUGACUGCUCUAAAAUGAUUAAACAAUUUUCACUAUAUUUUUUAAUAGCUAUAUGUUCAUUUUCUAAAUGGUGUAAUUUACAGGAAAUUUUAUAAUUUUGAAUCCCUAAAAAUUGAAUAAAUUCCCAGAUUUUAUUUAUUUUAUAAAUAAUAGUCUGCUAUGUAUUAUAGGCCUGUAUAAGCAAUGAAAAUCCGAAAGAGAUAGCCCCUUGUUUAAAAAUGAAAA